This is a messenger RNA of Alternaria rosae, 857 nucleotides long. RefSeq lists its product as uncharacterized. The transcript is spliced from 2 exons. Gene Ontology annotation, molecular function: DNA-binding transcription factor activity, RNA polymerase II-specific; zinc ion binding. NCBI's taxonomy places the organism in Eukaryota, Fungi, Ascomycota, Dothideomycetes, Pleosporales, Pleosporaceae. Gene Ontology annotation, biological process: regulation of DNA-templated transcription. Bases 267 to 752 code for a protein of 161 amino acids. The record is from RefSeq and is a predicted model, not a curated record.
ACGGACGAAAGACCGUCCGAACCUCCUCGAUUUGCUUUGAAACCCCAUCACUGCCAGCAGCUUACGUCUGACUUCUUGCUACCACUGAAGCCUCUUUAUUUCUCAUCAACUGGGUCCGUUUGCUUUUGCCAGAACAAGUUGCGGACGCGAUAAUACAUCCAUCAACUUCCGCGAUCCGGAGUGCGCCGUGCAGAGCCGAGUCCGGACGAAUUCGUCGCAAGAGCUAGGUUCGUGCGAUCUGGGUGGUUGGAACACAACGAAUCGAGAUGCCCAAGGAGGAGACGUUACCGACACGCAAAAAGAUGCGUAAGGGUACGCAUAGUUGCUUCGAAUGCCGUCGCCGCAAGAUCCGAUGCAUCUUCCAGCCCGACAACCCGGAUGUCUGUUCAGAAUGCUUCGCGCGCGGCAGCAGGUGCAUCGACCAAGAACAUGCCAACCCGGAAGUCAUUGUCGACCACAGGAAGAAUCUCCGUGAGCGAGUAUCACGACUGGAAGCCUUGGUCGACACGUUGCUAGAAGACAAAACCGUCAAGUCAGAAAGCCGGAGUCAAAGUCAGAGCUUAGCCGACACCUCGUCACCAAAAGCGCCUACUACUUACCACAAGGAUACUUUCCCACCGACUCCUCUUUCAUCAGGGGCCUCGUCCAACAUCUUUCAGUUGCCGAACAAUCAGCGGGCUGCUUCAGACCGUGGUCAUCACAUACCUAUCCUCUCUGUGUUCGAAGAUGCAGUAUGUAUUUCAAUACUAUAAGCUCUAUCUGAUACUUACUGUCUACAGCUCAACGAUGCUGAAGCGCAAGCGAAGGCCCGCAAUUGCCCUUUGGAGCAAUCAACACCAAAGCCUGGAGGAGCGGCU